Molecule: messenger RNA, 459 nt
Organism: Coccinella septempunctata (seven-spotted ladybird)
Lineage: Eukaryota; Metazoa; Arthropoda; Insecta; Coleoptera; Coccinellidae
Gene: Nedd8
Product: NEDD8
Exons: 3
Coding region: 144-383 (79 amino acids)
Biological process (GO): regulation of proteolysis; modification-dependent protein catabolic process; protein neddylation
Cellular component (GO): cytoplasm; nucleus
Molecular function (GO): ubiquitin protein ligase binding; protein tag activity
Source: RefSeq, a predicted model, not a curated record
CCAGCCAUAACCAUAGAGUCUCUGGCCAUAACAUAACCUAUAAUUAUAAGACUUUCCUGACAGUUCCGCUUGUUCGUGGAUAAAUAAUCUUGACCCAAAGAAUCAGGUUCUCUUAAAAAGAGUAUUAUUUUAAAUUUUUCAAAAUGCUCAUCAAAGUGAAGACCCUCACUGGUAAAGAAAUUGAAAUUGAUAUCGAACCUACAGAUAAAGUUGAAAGAAUCAAAGAAAGAGUUGAAGAGAAGGAGGGAAUACCACCUCAACAGCAAAGACUAAUUUUUUCAGGAAAACAAAUGAAUGAUGAGAAAACUGCCCAAGAUUACAAGGUCCAAGGAGGUUCUGUUUUGCAUUUAGUCCUCGCCCUUCGUGGGGGGUUAUUUUUAUGAAUUUUUGCAAUUUAUUUAAUUUUUUGUUCACAUGUAAACAACCAAAAGUAACAAUAAAUAUUUGUUUUUCUAAUAA